Molecule: messenger RNA, 3067 nt
Organism: Cuscuta europaea
Lineage: Eukaryota; Viridiplantae; Streptophyta; Magnoliopsida; Solanales; Convolvulaceae
Source: the annotation of a GenBank genome assembly
AAUUUAUCCGCGUGUUUUCCAUCGGAGUAUAUAUACUUAUACACUUGACUUUCAGACGUUUCUCAUCAUUGCGACUACUACUCCAAACAACGACGUGACAAAAGAUCCACCCUUUACCCUUCCCUUCAUCAUGACAUUUGUACAUCACCAAGGAUUCAAGGCACUCACAUUUUAGAGAAUAUUUAUUUUUGCAGAUAAAGAGUCUCUCUAAUUCAUUAUACAUUAAUACGUAGUAUAUCUUCUUGUCCCCAGUUUUUGUCGUCUUUACGGUCUGCAGCUUUAGUCUGAAGCUUGUGCGUUUACUUGGUAAACUUUAGUAGGAUUGGUGGCUAAGUUCAAGAUUAUUCGAGAAAAUCAGGCUAUGGAUCCUUCACUUAGCGCCGGCUCUUACCAUUCCUACAAGGAGACAUGGAGACGUACUAUUAUUCUGUCAUUUCAAAGCCUUGGAGUGGUAUAUGGCCGGCUGGCCACCGCCCCCUUGUAUGCAUUUGGAUCCAUUGACCCAAAUGACAUCAAAUCAAAGGAAGAUAUAUAUGAGCUCUUUUCCUUUGCUUUCUGGACCUUAACUAUCAUCCCCUUGUUAAAAUAUGUGCUUGUAGUUUUGAAUGCCGACGAUGAGGGGGAAGGUGGUACUUUUGCAUUGUAUUCUUUGCUGUGUAGGAAUGCCAAAGUAGGGCUGCUUCCAUGUGAUAAAAGUGCUGCUGAGACUAUGCAUCAUGUGGAAACUGCAUCAUCCAGGAUCAAAAUGAGAACUAGAGCAAGAUGGGCACUUGAGAAGCAUAAAAGCAGUCACUAUUUGCUGCUGCUUCUGGCUCUGGUUGGCUCUUGUUUAAUCAUCUGUGAUGGAGUUCUAACUCCUUCAAUUUCUGUUUUGUCAGCUACCUCAACUAUGAGACGUUCCAUAUCAAAAGUACUGCACCAGACGAUCUCUUCUGGAAAGGCAGAAUCCAUAGACAAGUAUUUGAAAAAAUAUAUCCCAGUCCCUUCAGCUUGUGCCAUACUGGUUUGCCUAUUCACUUUGCAAAAGCAUGGGACCCAUAAAAUUGGCUUUCUUUUUGCUCCGGUUGUGAUCAUAUGGAUUAUUUUCAUCAGCACAAUGGGCAUAUAUAACGUUUUCCAUUACCCAACCAUCCUUUGUUCAGUCUCCCCUGUGUACAUUUUUAGGUUCUUUAGGAAUGUAGACAUCACAAGCUGGAAAAUCUUAGGGAACAUUGUGUUAUGCAUUGCAGGAUCAGAAGCAAUGUUUGCUGAUCUAGGGCAUUUUUCAAAGAAAUCCGUCCAGGCAACAUUUGCCCUAAUAAUAUAUCCUGUCCUGGUAAUAUGCUAUGCUGGUCAAGCUGCAUAUAUCUCCACGCAUUUAGGUGCAUCAUCUAAUGUUAUGCAUCUUAGUGAAUCCGUACCACACAGUAGAGAUCUUCAUCACGCUUUCACAGGAAUAUCCCUAGUAGCGUCCCUUGUGGGUAGCCAGGCAACCAUCACGGCAACUUAUUCAAUCAUAAACCAAUGUCAAGCACUGGCCUGCUUCCCCAGGGUAAAAGUUAUACACACAUCAGAUGAGAUAUAUGGGCAGGUUUACAUUCCUGAUGUAUCCUGGAUUCUGAUGGCUCUAAGUUUGGGCAUCACACUCGGCUUGAGGGAUAUGCGAGCCAUUGCAAAUGCUACAGGUUUAACUGUUAUUUGUGGGAUGUUAGUCACCUCCUGUCUUAUGUCACUUGUAAUUGCACUCUCCUGGGAGAAAAGCCUAUUCUUCUCUAUGUGCUUCCUGCUAGCAUUUGGAUCAAUUGAAGCCAUGUACCUGUUCUCAAGCUUGAUGAAUUUUUCCAAGGGAACCUGGUCUAUACUCCUACUCGUCACACUCUUCCUGACAACAAUGCUUUCAUGGCACUAUGGCACUGUCAAGAAGUACGAGUUCGACAAAGAAAACAAGGUCAGCUUGGAUUGGUUAACGGAUCUUAGCCCUGGGUUGGGUGUUAAUAGAGUCCCAGGCAUUGGCUUUAUCUAUACAGAUGUCGUCACAGGAAUCCCUUCAUUUUUCUCUCAUUUCAUCGCAAAUAUUCCUGCCUUUCACGAACUUUUGGUCCUAGUCUCAUUCAAGCCUUUACCGGUUCCUCAUAUUCCCCAAAACAAGAGAUACCUCAUAGGCAGGGUGGGGCACAAGGGGUACAAAAUAUACAGGUGCAUCGUACGGUAUGGAUAUUGUGACCCCAUGAGGGACACAAAUGAUUUUGAAGACCAUGUUAUUAGUUCCAUAGGAGAAUUCAUUGCCAGGGAGGAAAGUAAUGACGUGCAUCGGGAGAUUAUUGCCUCUCCAGAAGGAAGGAUGAUCAUGUUGGGAGGACCUGAUGGGACAAAUGCAUUGAUUCCUGUGGCUACCAUUGAGGAAACAACAAAUGAGGUCUCGGGGGAUAUCGAGACUCCAAGAAGCCCUCUGAUAGAUACACAUGGGAGCGGGGUUGCUCCUGCUAAGAGGAGAAGGAAAGUCCGGUUUGUUUUGCCCUUGGAGAGUCCCAAGGAAAAUCCAGCUGUGAGGAUGGAGCUCCAGGAAUUGGUUGAUGCCAGGGAAAAGGGGGCUGCCUAUUUCUUGGGCAAGUCACACUUGAUGGUACGCAAAGGUUCAAACUUUUUCAAGCGAUUCCUUAUUAUGAAUUAUGUUUUUCUGGACAAGAAUUGCCGAGAGCCUACGGUUGCACUGAAUAUACCUCACACUGCUCUUUUGGAGGUCGGGAUGCCUUAUUUAGUGUAAUCUUGUUUUUUUUGAACUCGGCGGGUAAACUACUCAAGUCGGUGGGACAGAUGCAGGGGAACAUUAAAUCUCAUAUUUAAGUUUAUUAGCAUGUGCAUUACCGAACACCUAAGAGAUGGAAGACCUGUCUGUUGUAUGUGCAGUUUAUUGUAACAUGAUGAGACAGUCUUUCAGUGUAUGUACAAAUGUAGAGACGCUGAAUAUAUGUUAUUGCACUACUUUUUGCAAAUAUAUUCAAGGUAUUACUACCUUUUCAAGCCAACAAACAAAAAACUCACACAAGAUAAAUUUUAGUCCCAAGUUUUUGCAUUUGGCAAUUUGAUC